GUUUGAUAGCCUUCGGUAGCUUCAGCUGCUGCCCGAGACGGUCCAGAAGAGCCGGACAGCAAUGGCGGCAAUUUUCAAAGCAAGGAAAGCCUUCGGGCUGUGCCUGGGUGGCUGCCGAGGUCUGGCUCAGCUGGCGGAGCUGCCGGAGAUGCAUCAGAUGUUAAGACAGACGUGCAGAGACUAUGCUGACAGAGAGAUAGCCCCUAUUGCUGCUAAACUGGACAAGGAGCAUUACUUUCCAGCCAAACAGAUUCAAGAAUUGGGUUCCAUGGGUGUCAUGGCCGUAGAGGUGCCGGAGGAGCUCGGCGGGGCAGGCCUGGACUAUCUUGCAUACAGUCUGGCUGUGGAGGAGAUAAGUAGAGGCUGUGCCAGCACUGGCGUGGUGGUCUCGGUUAACAAUUCUCUUUACAUUGGACCAAUACUGAAGUUCGGCACAGAAGAACAGAAAAGACAGUGGAUCACCCCCUUCACCACUGGCGAGAAAGUGGGUUGUUUUGCACUUAGUGAGCCAGGUAACGGCAGUGAUGCUGGUGCCGCGUCCACGCUGGCGUGUCAGCAGGGGGAUGAGUGGGUGCUAAAUGGAACCAAAGCCUGGAUCACGAACAGCUGGGACGCCUCCGCCACCAUCGUGUUCGCCACCACUGACAAGAGCCUGAAACACAAGGGGAUAAGUGCCUUUCUGAUCCCCAUGCCUCACCCAGGUCUUUCCCUGGGUAAGAAAGAAGAUAAACUGGGCAUCCGGGCCUCAUCCACUGCCAACAUUAUCCUGGAGGACUGCAGGAUACCCCUGAGCAACAUGCUAGGCCCUCGCGGAGCUGGAUUCAAAAUAGCCAUGCAAACCCUGGACAGCGGGCGGAUAGGCAUUGCAGCCCAGGCUCUCGGUAUCGCACAGGCUGCUCUGGAUUGUGCUGCAGACUACGCACACAAGCGCACUGCAUUUGGAGCUCCUAUUGGCAAGAUGCAAGCCAUACAGUUCAAACUGGCUGAUAUGUCUCUGGCUCUUGAGAGCGCCCGUCUGCUCACCUGGAAGGCUGCACUUCUACGGGAUGCCAAAAAACCCUUCACAAAGGAAGCAGCCAUGGCUAAACUUGCAGCAUCCGAGGCUGCUACGUUCUGCGCACACCAGUCCAUCCAAAUCCUGGGGGGAAUGGGUUAUGUGACGGACAUGCCAGCAGAGAGACAUUACCGAGAUGCACGGAUCACAGAGAUUUAUGAAGGUACCAGUGAGAUCCAAAGACUGGUCAUCGCUGCUCAGCUUCUGAAGGAAUACCAACCAUAGCUGCAGCCUUUAUGCUUUCAAUAAAUGAUGGCUCUGAUCACGGACCCGGCAUUGUACUGCUCCACCUGACGUCAUAACCUCACUAUGAUGCUCAUGUUGACUGAAGUUUGAGCAUAUCAGAUGUAUGCCCACUGACUCGUUUCGCUUCUGGUCCACAAGAAUGACAUGACAGUUUCGAAUAAUAUGAGCCAAAUUAUAAUAAUGUAAUAAUAAACAUUUUAUUUAAAGGCGCCUUUCAUGACCCUCGGGUCACCUUACACCAAAUACAAUAAAACAAAGCAAAUCAGUAAAACCCAUUAUUGCAGUCAACAAAA
Lampris incognitus (smalleye Pacific opah) is the source of this 1593-nucleotide messenger RNA. RefSeq names its product acyl-CoA dehydrogenase short chain (gene acads). Gene Ontology annotation, cellular component: mitochondrion. Gene Ontology annotation, molecular function: flavin adenine dinucleotide binding. The record is from RefSeq and is a predicted model, not a curated record. Gene Ontology annotation, biological process: fatty acid beta-oxidation using acyl-CoA dehydrogenase; butyrate catabolic process. Bases 62 to 1279 code for a protein of 405 amino acids. The transcript has 10 exons. NCBI's taxonomy places the organism in Eukaryota, Metazoa, Chordata, Actinopteri, Lampriformes, Lampridae.